AUGAAAAAUAGACUAGGCGGUCCAGUUCAUAUUCGUCUAUGUGUUAAAGUUUGUUCUCACUGCUGUGAACAUACUUUUGAAGACUUCUUAUCUGUCAUGAAAUAUAAUCUUAGUUCGGUCACACCUUUGUCAUUAGUCCCUUUGAGCAGUAAUAAUGUGGAACUAACGCCUUUGGUAGAUUAUGAAGCGUCCCAUAUGGAAAAAGCUUUAAAUCAAAUUCAUAGUACAUCAUGCAUCGAACUUGAAUCCGACGGCAAAUUUUUCAUCAUACUCUUGGAAGAGAUUUAUCAACUCAAUUGUCUUCAAAAACAGAAUCAAGACAAAUUUCUCACUAACCUACAAAAUUUACAAAAAUUAUUAAUCGAUGUAACGUCACCUUUUAAGAAAGAUUUAUAUACUUGGCGUAAAAUAUUUCUAAUUUAUAUUGAAGAUAAAAUUUUUGUUGGCAAUACUGAGGCUGACAGAAAAGAAAGAAAUUGGAAAUUUUCCCAAGAACAAUUAGCUUGUUUUAUCGAUAAAGUAAACAAAAACCACUUGGUUAAAAAGUUAAAAGAUCCAUCAUCCAAAACCGUUUUUGAAAAAUUCUUGAAGCUCAAUAAUAGUCUUGUCUUGAUGAAACAAUUUCAAUAUCUUAACCAAAUGGCAACGUCAAUAAUUCUUGAAAAGCAUGACAAGGAAACACAUCCAAAUUCGAUUUCAGACUUCCAACAUUUAGUGGAAAAGGAUUCGUUUCUUUCCGAGAAUACUUUUAAAUCUCUUUGUCAUGCAAUGGAACAAUUAACAACCAUUAUCCCUCAACUCGUCGACUACAACUGCCCUAUUUGCCUGAUGUACAAAAAACAAAAAGAAGACGAUCGAGAACGAAUUGCUGAAGAAAUGGAAGCUAUAACAGGUCUUAGAAUUGAUGAAGGACAAACAUUAACUCAUCAUAGUAAGUUACCACCAAUGUGCGAAAUUCAAUGUUCUCAAUUUAAGCGUAAAGUAAUUUCACCUGCAUUCUCUAUAAAAUACAUUACAUCAUUAGAAAAAUUGAUGCUAUCUUGUGUUAAAGAUUUGGUUUAUAAUAUUGAUGAAAUGUUGAAAAGUAAAGGUCCUGUUUUGAAUAUUGUUAAUCUUAUUCAGACUUGUGCAGUGGAUAUAAUCGGAGAAACAUCUUUUGGCGGAAAGUUUAACAAUAUCAAAACAGGCGAACAUCCUUUGCCAAAAAAAGUUUGGGUUGAAUUAAAGAGAAGGGUUUUGAUAUCAAUAUUUCCAUUAUUAAAACCUUGGUUAACAGAAGAUCCAUAUUUAAGAAAUUUUAGUAAUAAUAUAAUCACAUCUCGUCGGAAAGCAAAUAAACAAAAAAAUGAUAUUUUACAAAUUUUGUUAAAUACCUUUGAUGACGAUUAUGAAACAAAAAAAACUAAAAAUAAGAAAGAGAAGCAAAUUGGAACUGAAAAUAGAAUGACAGAUCAUGAGGUCUAUGAUCAGAUCUUGGAAUUUUUAGUUGCAGGAACUGAUUCAGUUUCAUUUACAACUACAAUGGCGAUUGUUCAACUCUCUAAAAAUCCACAAAAAUUAUUGUCUCUUGUUAAAGAGUUGGAUAAAGUCUUGAGUAUCGACGAACUGCCUACACAUGAUAAAUUGAAAGAAUUAAAGUAUUUGAAUGCCGUUAUUAAUGAAACUAUGAGAUUAUGGCCUGUUUUUUUGGACGGAGGUAUUGGAAGAACUCCAGAUAAAGAUUCAAUACUUGGCAAAUAUAUGAUUCCCAAAGAUGCAAGUUUUUUAAAUCUCAACACAUCUUUAAUUUUAAACUUUUACAAACUCCAUCAUGAUCCAAAAUAUUGGGGUGAAGACGUUGAAGAGUUUAUACCAGAAAGAUGGUUAGAGCCUGAGAAUAUUCCGCGUGAUGUUUAUUACCCAUUUUCUGCAGGACCAAGAAAUUGUAUUGGACAAAAGUAA
Messenger RNA from Scutellospora calospora, 1941 nucleotides. The record is from the annotation of a GenBank genome assembly. Lineage: Eukaryota; Fungi; Glomeromycota; Glomeromycetes; Diversisporales; Gigasporaceae.